AUGAUCUUUGCCAUUGAGGAGAUAAAUAACAGCACAGAGCUGCUGCCGGAAAUCAAACUUGGAUAUCAGAUCCACGACUCGUGUGCCUCCGUGCCAGUGGCUGUGCAUGCAGCAUUUCAGCUGACAAACGGCCAAGAUCCUUUGUUUUAUCAAAGUGAUAAUUGUUCUCAGUCUGGAGAGGUGAUGGGUGUUGUGGGCGAAUCUGGAUCCACUCCAUCCAUCAGCAUAUCACGUAUUAUUGGGUCUUUUAAGAUUCCCCAGGUGAGCCACUACGCCACUUGUGCCUCUCUGUCAGAUAAGAAGCAGUAUCCAACUUUUUUCAGAACAAUUCCCAGUGAUCAGUUUCAAGCUGAUGCGCUGGCCAAGCUGGUGAAACACUUUGGUUGGACUUGGAUAGGUGCUGUUCGAUCUGACUCAGAUUAUGGAAAUAAUGGCAUGGCAGCUUUUCUUGAAGUAGCACUCAGAGAGGGGAUCUGUGUGGAGUACUCUGAAGCCUUUUAUCGGACCAACCCACGCAGUAAAAUAAAAAGAGUCGCUGACAUUAUCCGGAGGUCAACAGCAAAAGUUGUAGUGGCAUUUGCAGCUAUUGGAGAGAUGAAGAUCCUGUUGGAAGAGUUGGCUCGGGAUCCUUCUCCGCCUCGUCAGUGGAUUGGAAGCGAAGCCUGGUUUACUGACACAGACAUGUUAAGCUUCACUUUCUGUGCAGGGGCUAUCGGAGUUUCCAUUCAGCAAUCUAAUAUCCCUGGCUUUAACAAUUUCCUUCUGAAUCUCUCUCCUUCUGAAGUAGCUGCUUCCUCAUUGCUCACUGAGUUCUGGGAGGAUGCAUUUAACUGCACCACAAGAAAAAGUGGUGGUACAGUAAGGAGAAUGUGUAAUGGAAAAGAGGAUUUAAUGACACUUCAAAGCCCGUACACUGAAACUUCUCAGCUGAGAAUUACUAACAUGGUGUAUAAGGCUGUUUAUGCAAUAGCACGAGCCAUUCAAAACACAUGGUUUCAAAAAAAGAAUUUCACUCUUUACAAAACCAUCAAGCUGAAGUCAGAAGAGGUUUUUACUGAGCUCAAAAACGUAAACAUUUCCCAAAAUGGUUAUCAUGUGUUAUUUGAUGCUAAUGGAGAUCCAGUGGCUUUUUACGAAUUGGUAAACUGGCAGCUGAACGAGAGAGGAGUUAUUGAGCCAGUAAAAGUGGGGUAUUAUGAUGCAUCACUGCCAGAAGGCAAGAAGUUCCGUAUCAACAGAAACAUAACUUGGGUGCAAGGUGGCUUAGAAGUACCAGUGUCCAUUUGCUCUGAGAGUUGUCCUCCAGGAAGUCGUAAAGUUUUGCAGAAAGGAAAACCCAUCUGCUGCUAUGAUUGUAUACCAUGUCCUGAUGGGGAGAUUAGCAAUAUGACAGAUUCUGCUGAUUGCUUCCUAUGCCCCAAAGAGUUCUGGCCAAAUGCAGAAAAAAAUGCCUGUUUCCCCAAAUCUGUGGAGUUUCUUUCCUUUGAUGAAGUGCUGGGAAUCAUUCUGGAAGUGUUUUCUGUUACUGGGGCCUGUUUGGCCAUUAUUACAGCAGUGGUUUUCUUUCGUCACAGAACAACUCCAAUGGUCAGAGCCAACAACUCAGAGCUGAGCUUCCUGCUGCUCUUCUCUCUGACUCUGUGUUUUUUAUGUUCAUUGACUUUCAUUGGCGCUCCAUCUGAGUGGUCUUGUAUGCUACGACACACAGUAUUUGGCAUCACCUUUGUCCUCUGUAUCUCAUGUGUUCUUGGUAAAACUAUCGUGGUUUUAAUGGCCUUUAAAGCUACACUUCCUGGUAACAAUGUCAUAAAAUGGUUUGGUCCUCCACAGCAAAGAAUGACUGUAGUUUCAUUUACAUUUAUUCAGGUUAUAAUUUGUAUUAUAUGGUUGGUUGUGAGUCCUCCAUUCCCAGUAAAAAAUUUAACCACCUACAAGGAGAAGAUCAUCCUGGAAUGUGCUUUAGGCUCUACUAUCAGCUUCUGGGCUGUGCUUGGCUACAUUGGCCUCCUGGCUGUUUUUUGCUUUGUGUUAGCUGUUCUAGCUCGGAAACUACCUGAUAAUUUUAACGAAGCUUAGAUGAUAACUUUCAGCAUGUUGAUAUUCUGUGCUGUCUGGAUCACCUUUAUUCCAGCAUAUAUCAGCUCUCCUGGAAAAUUUACUGUGGCUGUUGAGAUAUUUGCCAUUCUGGCCUCCAGCUUUGGACUGAUACUGUGUAUAUUUGCCCCAAAGUGUUUCAUCAUUUUGCUCAAGCCAUACAAAAACACAAAGAAAUAUGGGAACCUGACGGACAACCAUUUCACCCCUACCAAUUACCGAUUCACCAUACCAGCUACCAUCUUGUUCUCCCAAGACUCACUCCAUUUAUCAGCUCUCAUUGACUCAGGAAGUGAGCAAAAUUUAAUCGACCAACGUUUGGUGGAACUGGCUCAGAUCGACACUGAACUCCUUCCUAUCCCUCACCUGGUUUCUGCCAUUAACGAACCCCAACCCACUCCUUCACUAGUCAAACUGUCAAAAUUAGUUCCUGGUCCACUAACUGCGUCUCAUCCUGUUUAUAUUCAGCCGUUCUACCCAAACAACCAGAACCUGAUCCUGGAACAAUUUGAUCACAGAGCCUUCCGCUGGAUGAUGACAAUGGUGUUUGCUGUGGAGGAAAUAAACAACAUAUCAAGCCUACUACCAGGUGUUAAACUUGGCUAUCGCAUCUUGGACAGCUGUGACAAUGUCCCCAGAAGUCUGCAGGCUCUUUUCUCUUUACUAACAGGGUUGAGGUCAGAUGACAGGGCACAAACAUUAUUAACAACACAGAAUGAAACUCCCAGAUGUCUGUCUGGUUCUCACAUCCCUGCUAUCAUCGGUCUUGCAUCCUCUUCCCCAACAAGAGCUGUUGCUCAGGUUCUUGGCUCUUUCAGCAUCCCACUGGUGAGUUAUUUUGCCACUUGCACCUGUCUUAGUGACAAACAUAUGUAUCCAUCAUUUUUGCGGACUGUGCCAAGUGAUCUUUUUCAAGUUGGAGGUCUUGUACAACUGGUCACAUUCUUAGGAUGGCUCUGGGUGGGCACAAUAGGGACGACAGAUGACUACAGUCAGUAUGGAAUACAAGAAUUUUCGAAUCACUUUACACAGCGUGGCGGGUGUGUGGCAUUUCACCUCACUAUUCCGAAAUCACCCACAGUGACUGAGAUUCAAGAAAUGGCAGACAUACUGCAGAUUUCAACUGCACAUGUUGUGGUGGUUUUUGCAACAGAGGGACAGCUAUUGGAUCUCCUUUUAGAGGGAACGCUCGGCUUCUCCUUUCCUGGAGUCAGUAUCCCUGGGUUGAAAGAGUUCCUUCUGAAUGUCCGUCCUUCUCCCAAACAAGGGAUGGAAUUCAUCAACAUGUUCUGGGAAGAGCAGUUUGGUUGUCAGCUCAAGUUUGAUGAAAAUGUAACUAAUAUAGGUACUGCUAAAAAUCCUGUAUGUACAGGAUCAGAAGACCUAAGUAUCACAUCAAGCAGUUACACUGAUGUAUCUCGGGUCAGGAUAUCCUAUAAUGUGUAUAAAGCUGUAUUUGCCAUUGCCCAUGCUCUCCACAGCUUACUCAACUGUGAUUCUGCAGGGACUAAUGAGGGAGUGUGUCACAAAUACAAAGAAUUCACCUCAGGGCAGUUGCUGUACCAUCUGAGGAAAGAAAAUUUCACAAAUCAGUUUCAAGAGAGAGUUUACUUUGACACUAACGGAGAGCCAGUUCCUUUAUAUGACAUUAUUAACUGGCAGAAGGACAAUGAGGGGAAAAUCAGAUUUGUUAAAGUAGGAGGUUAUGAUGGUUCAGCUCCACUGGGACAACAAUUAAGGAUAAAUGACACCACUAUUGUAUGGACAGGAGGCCAGUCACAGGUGCCUGUAUCUCAGUGUAGUGCUCCAUGUCCCCCUGGCAGCAGACAGGCCAGGCGUCCUGGAAAAUCUCAAUGUUGUUUUGAUUGUUUGCCUUGUGCAGAAGGAGAGAUCAGCAACCAGACAGGCUCCACUGAGUGUAUCAAAUGCUCAGAGUCCUACUGGUCUGACAAACACAAGGUGAAAUGUGUCGCAGGGGUUGAAGAGUUCUUGUCAUUCAGUGAGACCAUGGGCAUUAUCCUAGUUGUACUGAUCUUGCUUGGCGUCAUCCUAACAAUCAUCAUUACUGUGAUCUUCCAUCGUUUCCGCACUACGCCCAUUGUUAAGGCCAACAACUCCGAAAUAAGUUUCUUGCUUCUGUUGUCGAUUAAGCUAUGUUUUCUCUGUUCCCUGGUGUUUAUUGGCCAACCCUCAGUGUGGACCUGUAUGCUUCGUCAGUCUGUGUUUGGGAUUAGCUUUGUAAUCUGUCUGUCCUGUCUCCUGGUUAAGACUGUUGUGGUUCUUUUGGCUUUUCGGGCUAAUAUACCAAGCUCCAGGGGGCUGAAGCUGUUUGGGCCAUCCCAACAGAGGACUAUGAUCCUCUGCACAACAACUCCUCAGAUUUGUCUGUGUGUUGGCUGGCUGUUGGGUGCACCUCCUUUCCCUGUAAGGAAUCCUACAUACCAAGCUUCAUAUGGAAAAAUUGUUUUGGAGUGUAAGGAACCAUGGCCACUUGGAUUUUACCUGCUCCUAAGCUACAUUGGCUUGCUUGCUUUUGUGUGCCUUCUCUUGGCGUUUCUUGGACGGAAGCUGCCAGAUACCUUUAACGAAGCCAAGUUCAUUACCUUCAGUAUGCUGAUUUUCUGGGCGGUGUGGAUCUGUUUCAUUCCAGCUUAUGUUAGCUCACCUGGAAAGUUCUCAGUAACUGUGGAAAUAUUUGCAAUAUUAGCCUCCAGUUUUGGCCUGUUGUUGUGUAUUUUUGUGCCCAAAUGUUACAUAAUUCUACUGCAUCCUGAAAGGAACAUUAGAAAAGGUAUGACUGGAAAAUAUAAUAGAUAAACCCCAUCAAGUUUGAUGUAGUUGU
This is a messenger RNA of Girardinichthys multiradiatus, 4936 nucleotides long. RefSeq names its product extracellular calcium-sensing receptor-like. Lineage: Eukaryota; Metazoa; Chordata; Actinopteri; Cyprinodontiformes; Goodeidae. Gene Ontology annotation, biological process: G protein-coupled receptor signaling pathway. Gene Ontology annotation, cellular component: membrane. Gene Ontology annotation, molecular function: G protein-coupled receptor activity. The record is from RefSeq and is a predicted model, not a curated record.